[Torrubiella] hemipterigena is the source of this 999-nucleotide messenger RNA. Lineage: Eukaryota; Fungi; Ascomycota; Sordariomycetes; Hypocreales; Clavicipitaceae. The record is from the annotation of a GenBank genome assembly.
CUCCCAUGAUUUGAAUACAAAUUCAUCGUCCUCGUCUUUACGCUUGAACAUUCACUUACAAUGGCUUCCAGUCCUGCUGUCCCUGAUCUUACCGGUGCCGCCGUCGCAUUUCAUAUCAGGCAUAUCUCCAGAGAUGGGCUAGGCAAGCAUACCAGCCUAUAUUUCGCCCGCGUUUGGGAUCUAGGCCUUGUCGAUCAAGGCUACAGCAGAGCCCGCACCGACAGACAUGUGAUCAUCAAAGCUUUCCCUAGCAAUCUUGCUGGCCAGAGGGCUUUUGAGAAAGAAUCCAAUGCCAACUUGAAGAUUGGAAGCUGCUCUCUCCAGGCAAAUGCUGUCCAGGAGCUGCUGGAGAUGAGGUCCGAUGGCAACUGGCCACGAUGUUUUGGCCAGAUGCGUGUACAACGAGAGAGUCUCGAGGAUACUGAGUCUCACUUUGAACCUGAUACAGGUGGUAAAACUGGGCUACGGUGCUUGGUAUUUGAGCACGUAGCCGGUCUGAAGCCAAUCUCCAGGGACGAUCUAACUGACGAAACCAUCGCUGCUGUCGUGGAAGUAUUCGAAGAGCUGCAUGAAGCAGGUAUCGUAUUUAAUAAUCAUAUUGACCAUGCCGUCUACCCGAAAGUGGCACUGCGGAACAUCUACCGGCGUAUCAACGGCGACCCGUUUGUCUCAGACUUUCAAUGUGCAACAGAGGCGAAACUUGAUCAGCGUGGAGACAAAAUGAAGAGCGAUGAGAUGGUCGGAUUGAAAGAUUACCUGCAGCGCAUGAGAGACGGCAAAGACGCUGUCGACACUAUCCCAAGAGAGGUACAGAUCUUGUUGGAGAGUGCCGCGUAGCCUCGACCCUACCAGGCCGCUUCCCAAACACUCUUUAACCAACGAAUACUACGGUUGCAAUUGUUUCAAACGCCACAACUUUUACAAUUAUGUUAUUUACGGAUUAAGAAAAAUAGAUUGUCUAUUCGUAUACCAGCAGAAACUACUACCUAUGUACGCAGG